UUGUAAUUCAAAAUGUGCCUUACAAAUAGGCCAGGCAUAAACGGUGGUGGUCUUCCUAAAUCAAAAUUAAAAUUAUUCAUCCUUCUCUGUUUUAUAUUUGGCUGCUAUGUAUUGCUCAUACAAAAUUCAUCAUUUCUCAAUGAAUUUCAUUGGAAUUAUCUUCUUGCAAGUAAUCUAAAGGCAACCAUAAUUCAUGGCCAUCGAGUCGGUACGAAAAACGUCCAAAUUCGCCAGAAUGGAACAUCCACAGUUUAUUUCCAUCUACCUUCAUUGGAUGAUUACAAAAUUCAAGAUGAUUAUUUUCAGUUCAAUAAAACUAUAACAGAUAAGCUCACUUCAUCACAAUCAUCGGCUCGAUCCUGUUUACGCCGAGGAUCACAGGUUAUUCAAAGUAAUCUCAUAGGAUUGCAAUCAUGUAUAUGUAAUCCCAAUUAUUUUGGUCAAGAUUGUUCAGUUCCAAAAAUCGUUCAAGAUGCAUUGUUGCAAGAUUCCGAGCUAAAAAUCGAUACACUAAAUAGACCUCGACGGCUAUUAAUGUCGCUGAUUUGGCUAUCUUUUCAUCAACAUCAGAAUAAUACUCUUUACCAGAUUAAUUUAGAAAAUCUUUACAAAACUCUUGAUGAAUUUUUGCCACUCAUCGACAUGUUCAUCAUACAUGAGAUCAUUUUUGAGCCAUCAAUUAGUAAUUUUUCACUACAAACACAAUUCGAUCAUGGUUUAUUUUCCAAAUUCAAAUCAUUCACAUUGCUCAAUGCCAUCAAAUUUAAUGAAUAUGGAAAAUCUAGUGAAAAUUUUCGUCAUAUUGAAUGGGAAUCAAUGCGACAAUCAUGGAGAAUUUUCAGCACUCAAGUUACAGAAUAUCGUCCUAGUGAUAUAUUAAUUUUCAUGUCUAUCAAUCAAUUUCCCACUACUGAUUUAAUAUUAUUUUUAAAAUAUCAUACGGGCAUACAAGAUAUUGUUCAUAUUGGUCCAAUAUACAAUUUUUAUUAUCAAAACAAAAGUUUGAUUAUGUUUGACCAUCAAAACUCGCUAUCAACCGAAUCAAUCAAAACUAAUAAUCCUGUGAAUUCGAUGCUCGAUCGUAUCAAAAAUGUAAUCAUCUCAUUUCAAUAUAUGGCUUCAUUGUGUCAAUUCAGUUUCGAACAUUACAUCACCAAUUACUGUCAAAUGAAUCAAGAUUUAAUAAAACAUUUUCGUGCAAAUUUCUGGCCAAUUCAUCAUAUUCGAAUUGGAUCAAAAGUUCAAAGUGUAGCAACCAAAGUAAUAUUAUGAUCUAUCUUGUUUAUUUUUAAUAUAUAUUUUUU
Molecule: messenger RNA, 1304 nt
Organism: Dermatophagoides farinae (American house dust mite)
Lineage: Eukaryota; Metazoa; Arthropoda; Arachnida; Sarcoptiformes; Pyroglyphidae
Source: RefSeq, a predicted model, not a curated record